AUGCCACGGAAACCGGCUGACCUCGUCCAAGUCACCAAGCCGGAUUCGCCGGGUUAUUCAAGGUUGACGAGCCUGUACUCGGACCUCAUGGUUAGUCCUCCGGCAGCGAGGUCCCAAGCUGGCUCGGAUCUCGAUGGUCAGGUUGGCAUCGGCUCGACUACUGGGAGACGCGGAGGUGCGGAUGAUAACGAGCGCAACGGCUGGCCGGCCCAGCCUGACGACGGCCGGACUGGAGCGGCAGAGCCAACCUCACAAUCCCUCUGGAUUCUUAUUUUCAAGGGCUACCCUCGCGAUAUCCAAAGCGCACGAGUAACCGAGCUGUACAUCGUCUUCAACGAGGACGAGAGCAUGAACCUCACCAUCCAAAUCCAGGGGCAGCAUCCGAGCUUCAGCGUGAAGGAGCUCUGGAAUCAGCCUGCCCCGCGGGCGAGACCUCACUUCCACCGACGACUCGCCGUUUCCACGCUGCCAACAAGCUCCGAGUUAGACAUGAGCCUCCGCAAUGCUAUCUUGGCCACGCGGGUUAAUAAUAUCGACGCGGACUGGUCGUGUCAAAGUUGGGUCGGAGAUGUCCUCACCGUGUUGCAGGACGCCAACAUGAUCACCGUCGAGGAGGGCGACAACGCGCUGGAUGGGAUGGUGAAUUACAUCUCAAGAGCACCCUGGCGGUAA
This is a messenger RNA of Anthostomella pinea, 672 nucleotides long. The record is from the annotation of a GenBank genome assembly. Lineage: Eukaryota; Fungi; Ascomycota; Sordariomycetes; Xylariales; Xylariaceae.